Alternaria triticimaculans is the source of this 579-nucleotide messenger RNA. RefSeq lists its product as uncharacterized. NCBI's taxonomy places the organism in Eukaryota, Fungi, Ascomycota, Dothideomycetes, Pleosporales, Pleosporaceae. The record is from RefSeq and is a predicted model, not a curated record. The coding region runs from base 1 to 579 and encodes 192 amino acids. Gene Ontology annotation, biological process: maturation of SSU-rRNA from tricistronic rRNA transcript (SSU-rRNA, 5.8S rRNA, LSU-rRNA). Gene Ontology annotation, cellular component: nucleus. The transcript is spliced from 2 exons.
AUGACUUCAACAUUCGGCCCAAUCGCCGAACAACACCAGGACAAAUUCGACCUCGGAAUCUGGCACGCGCUCUUCAACUGGAACAACCUCACCGUCGCCGUCCAAAACCAAUGGGGCGGCCCCGACUCCUCCGAUAAGCGCGACUGGCUCGCAGGCCAAAUCUCCGAACUCUUCGCCGCAGAACCGCUCACAGACCAAGAAGAUGUGGAAGUCGUCCUACUACAAGUCCUCGAGGACGAGUUCGGCGUGCGCGUAGAAGACGAGACCGAAGUCGCUGUCGCGCGCGAAAUCAUGGCGAUACGGAGGGAGAUUGGCGAGGGCAACACGGCGAUGGUGGAUGCGCUGCAGAAGAAGUGGGAAGAUCGGAAGGGCAAGGAGGUUGCGACUGGGAGUGUUAAUGUCAAGGAGACGAAUCAGGACUUUGAGGGGGAUAGUGUGGAUGAGGAGACGGAUGAGGAUGAGGAUGUGGAUAUGGAUGAUGCGCCUGCGCUUGUGCCUGCGAAACCGAAGGCGGCUAAGCCUGAGCCUGAGAUUGAUGAGGAUGGCUUUGAGACGGUGGUUAGCAAGAAGAAGAGGUGA